AUGCUCCAGCUCAGUUUCGCAGUCUGCGCCGAGUUGCCGUCUAGAUGGAAAGAGCAGGGCUCGGGAAGCAGCUCUGCGUUGGCAGCGGGGCGGUCCUGUCAUUGUUCACGUAGACAUUUGAUCUGCAGCCCCGAGCCCCAGCUGAGCAAGUCGUCGUCUUCAGUGUUGCUCUUUGACGCUUUAUACUGGGGUGUCAAUCUCGGCGCUUUCAAGCUAGUGGUUCUCUUGCUCCCGGGCGGGCUCGUUGACGGAGCCAGGUUCGGUCUGCAAGCAGUUCUGACCGUCUGGACCUUUCAUCGGCUCCUGCUUGUCCCAAACGAGUUUGACCUGCCCCGCGGAACGACCGGACCGCGAAAUUGCUCGCGUUUGCGAGCACUAGCUUUCUUGCUGUUCUUGCGCCGCGCGGGAGAGGUUCUCGCGUUCCCGCCGGUCUGGGCAUCGCUUCGAGUCGGCGAUGGGUAUCUGCUCGUUUGGUGGGCGGUUGGUUGGCGGGAUUUGGUCUUGCUGGUGAGCUGUACGUGGUCUCCGAGCUGUAUUGGCUGUCUGUACCGCUCAUCGGCGGGUUUGGAGCGUGCUGCUCGUCUCAAACGAAGUUUCGCUUGUCCCGCUGGAACGACUGGGCAUGAAAUAGCUCGCGUUUGCAGCACCAGUGUUUGUACCCUGCUUUUGCUUUUACUUCACGAUAUUGACGUCUUUUACAGUUUCUUGUGGUUCUUUGGCCCCGCAGGAGGAGUCUGGGCAACGAUUCAAGUCGGGGAUAAAUCGCUGGUCGUUUGGUGGGCGGAGGCAGCGAGAGAGCUGCGCGAGUCGUUUGACCGUUUGUAUCUUUCAUCGGCGGGUACUGAGCAUGCUGCUCGUCUCAAACGAGUGCGCGGAAUGACUGGGCCGCGGAACGGCUUCCAUUUGGCCCCUUAA
Molecule: messenger RNA, 915 nt
Organism: Mycena indigotica
Lineage: Eukaryota; Fungi; Basidiomycota; Agaricomycetes; Agaricales; Mycenaceae
Exons: 7
Coding region: 1-915 (304 amino acids)
Source: RefSeq, a predicted model, not a curated record